GUAGUAUUUCAAAUAAUGAAAGAAUAACGUAAAACGUUACACGAUAAAAUGACGGUGCAUUUCGUUAAUUUUUGUUAGGGACAAAUAUUUUUUAUUUAUUUAAAUAAUAAUGUAUAUAAAAAAAUUGUGGCGAGAUAGUCGGUGUUCAAAAAUAUUGGUAGUGACGAAUGAUUAUAAGUUGGUAUAAGUCGACCAGUUCUGUGUGUUAAUAAUCGAUAGAAAUUUUCUAAAUUCUAUUUGCUCUAACUGUUUUAUUAUAAACAUGGCUAAUCUGUUAGAUCUGUGCGAAAAAUAUUUCGGUUCACGAAAUUUUUAUGAAGUAUUAAAAAUAUCGACGGAUGCGGAUGAUAAACAGGUGAAAAAAGCUUAUCACAAGCUUUCUCUGCUUGUACAUCCGGAUCGUGUAGAGGAAAACAUCAAAGCCGAAGCUACGGAGAAAUUUAAAGUACUUGGUAGAAUUCAUUCUAUUCUUAGUGAUUCGGAAAAAAGAAAAAUCUAUAACGAGUCUGGUCAAUAUGACGAAGAAAGUGAAGAGGUUAUUAUGCGCAAUUGGGCUGAUUAUUGGAAGACGUUGUUCAAGCCGAUUACCGAAGAGACUAUCAGUAACUACGAGAAGACGUAUAAAGGUUCUGAAAUCGAAAUCAAGGAUUUAAAGAGAGCAUAUAUGGAUGGCAAAGGCGACAUGGAUUACAUUUUAGUAGUAGUACCUUUUAGUAAUUGCGAAGAAGAACCGAGAUACCAUACGAUCAUAGCUAAAUUAAUAGAAGCCGGCGAAGUACCUGAAUAUAAAGCUUUCACGGAAGAAAGCGAAAAGAAGAAAUUACGUAGGAAAAGAAAGUGGGCCAAAGAAGCCAUGGAGGCCGAACGAUUGAACAAAAUGCAAAAAAUCGAAGACGAAGAAAACGCAGCUGCUAAUGAUCUCGCAUUGGCGAUUCAAAAUCGUAAUAGAGAACGGGCCGAUCAAGCUAAUAAUUUCUUCGAUUCUUUGAUCGAUAAGUAUGCCAAAAAGGCAUCUAAAACUAGUACAAGUACGAACAAGAAGAAGAAGAAGGUUACGACGAAGAAAACGACGAAGAGGUUGACGCCCGUACAAAAUGUUAAGAAAACAAAGAGAAAGACUUAAGAGAAAUUAUCGAUUGUUAGAAUGUGUAGUUCAUGCUCAGAUCCAACCUAAUCUUAAAUCUAAUCUUUGCUAACACGA
Molecule: messenger RNA, 1201 nt
Organism: Vespula pensylvanica (western yellowjacket)
Lineage: Eukaryota; Metazoa; Arthropoda; Insecta; Hymenoptera; Vespidae
Product: J domain-containing protein CG6693
Exons: 4
Coding region: 263-1123 (286 amino acids)
Cellular component (GO): nucleus; cytoplasm
Molecular function (GO): heat shock protein binding
Source: RefSeq, a predicted model, not a curated record